AUGAAUAUUCCUCUAACUAGAGAAGAGAUCGAUGAAAUCCAUGUACAAAAAGUGGAGAACAUACAUUUUGUUUCCAAUGAAACUGUAACAUCUGUAUAUGCUUCUGGAGAUCCUGCUAUAAAAUGUCCAAAGGAUGCUGUUGAGAUGCUCUUCGAAAAACCGGCGCAUCGUUUACGAUCAAAAAUCAAACAUGAAUCAUUCGACCAUGAUGUAACACAAGAAGAGAUGGAUGCUGCCGCCCAAUUUGGACGAUUUCCUCAUCGUCCAAGCGAUUUAUUUCUCAAAAUAUUUCAUGGUGUGGUUUAUACGGCCGAACUUGACCUAAUGGCUGGUUGUAUAUCACCAAGAUUAGUUGGCGCGUCUGGUGUGGUUCCUCUAUCAAUUAUUUCUACGAAUCCAGAUAUCAUGCAUCAUUACUUUCAUGUUAUUUCACAUGCUCAAAAAGAAGUUCUAUUUGCAACAUGCUCGUGGCAAAAAGGUGGAACUGCAAAUCUUGUUUGUAACGCUUUGCGAGCUUUGAGCAAACGUGCUACUCAAGAAAAACGUCAUGUUAUUGUCAAACUGAUGAUAGAUCAUUUUACGAAAGGAAAUCUGUUGCAUGCUCACACCAUAUUACCACCUCAUAAAUGGGCGGAAAGUUGUAUUCCUACAGCGGAAGAACUGCCUAAUAUCUCAAUGGAAGUCAAUACUUACCAUCGAAUAGUCGUAGGAGCAUUUCAUUGUAAAUAUCUGGUCGUCGAUCGGAAAAUUGCUCUCUUAAAUAGUAAUAAUAUUUAUGAUCGACCAAAUUUAGAGAUGAUGGUACACUACGAAGGAGAUAUUGUGAAUUCAUUUUAUGAUACAUAUCUUAUCUCUUGGCAAUUACCUUUUCAACCUAAUCUUGUAUGUUUACAAGAAGAAGCACCAGUCAAUCAAGAUUUCAAGUUUGGUGUUGGAGUUACAACAAUUGAAUCUGUGACAGGAUCAUUGAAAGAAGCAGUUGCUCAAACACGGUUAAGACUUCAACGUAAUCUUAACACCGAAGAAGACGGUGAAAUUGAUCCGGAAGAACUAUCUUCAUACUUAGGCGAUGAAGAACAACAAUCAUCAUCAUCAUCUGAACAGACAGCAACGCCUCAUCAUGAUUUUUCAAGUGUUGUAGCGAAAGCUUUUCCACAUAAACCAUUCCCUAUUGCUCUUAUCAAUCGUUUGUCACAUGGUGCUCCAGGUCAUCGAAAUACAGUUAAUCCACAAAAUGUUGCAUGGACAAGUGCUUUUCGAUACGCUCAACGUUCGAUAUUUAUUCAAUCACCAAUGUUCAAUGCGUCAGGAGUAGUCGAUGGUGUUAUAUCUGCCUGUCAACGUGGCGUUCAAGUGGUUUUAUGGCUUGAUUUAGGUUAUGACGGUAAGAAAGAAGGUUUUGGAACAUUUCAAGGUGGAACAAACGACCAUGUUGCAAAGAAACUCUACAAAAAACUUAAAGAAGGUGGUGAUGGAGCAGAAAACAAUCUUCAAGUUUUCUGGUAUACUGCAAAAGAUCAAACACAUCCUUUUCAUUUUGCACAAAAGAAACGUAAUUGUCAUGUUAAAUUCAUGUCCAUCGAUGAUCAAGUUGGUAUCAUGGGCACUGGCAAUAUGGAUACACAAACAUGGUGCCAUUCUGCGGAAACUAAUACAAUGAUCGAUUCGCCUUUGAUUGUUAAAGAAUGGAUUGAAGCUUUAUAUAAAAAUCAAUCUACAGGUCAAUAUGGCAGAAUAGGUCAGGAUGGUAAAUGGCGCGAUGCGAAUGGUAAUUUGGAUCCUCGUGGUGGAAAAUAA
Messenger RNA from Adineta steineri, 1797 nucleotides. NCBI's taxonomy places the organism in Eukaryota, Metazoa, Rotifera, Eurotatoria, Adinetida, Adinetidae. The record is from the annotation of a GenBank genome assembly.